CAAACAACAAAUCAAGAUCUUUUGGUGAUCUUUUGAUUUCAAAAUGAAAUGAAAGUUCGCCUUCCGCCACAUGUCCGCCAUACUACAUUUUCAUUCUAAUUGUGACGUUCAUAUUAUUUUUCUGUUAGAUAGUGGUGUUGUGUAGUUAUUAGUUGUUAAUUUAAUUAAUUUUUAGUUUAACUAUUACAGGGCCCCGGGUAACCGAUCAAACGAUGGAGUCGCCGAGGAAAUUUAACGAUUGCUAUUUCUAUUACUAUUCCACAUGCACCAAGGGGGAUAACUGUAUUUUUCGCCAUGAGCCCUCAGCUCUGGGCUGUGAAACAAUGUGCACUGCAUGGCAGCAAGGCAAAUGCAUGGAUAAAUGCUGCAAACUACGCCAUAUGGAGCUUAGGAAAAAUCGCAAGCAAAUAGCUUGCUACUGGGAGAACCAGCCAGGCGGCUGCCGGAAGAAGCACUGCCCCUUCAUGCAUAAGAAUCCCGAUGCUCGCACUGAUGGCAUUGCGCCAAGCCAGCCAACGCCUGUAGUCAGUGCCAACCCUAUGAACAGCAUGCCCGAGGCAGUGGAGGCAGGAAUGCCGAUGAGCGCGGGAGUGCCGGUGUCCGCCGUGCCACCGCCUGCGCCCGCCCCCGUGCCGCUGCUUUGGCAGCAACAGAGACAACAAGGCCCGCCCCUGGUCCUCGACUCGGCAAUCCUCGGCGUGCUGCCGGGCGGCGGCGAGCUGCUGCCGCGCCGCGUGGUGGCGCACCACGAGCCCGCGCCCUACGCCUCGCUACCCGUCGACCCGCUCGUCGUCAACUUCGAGGAAGAGUCGGAUAACGAAAGCGCGCCCUCCUCCACGCCCACCAAAACCGCGUCUGCCGACGAGGCGCAGACCAUUGCGCGCAGCAAGUCCCAAGAGCUCCUUCUGUUGGAGAAGAUUCAAGCGGAAGCCGCGGCCUUCUACAGCUACGACUCCCUCCCGCCGGCCGAGCCGGUCGCUAACGAACGCAAAAUCGUCAGAACAAACCUAGCGACAAAAUACGAUAGGUUGUCCCUCGAUGAGAUCGCAGGUAAAAAACAAUCGGAGGCACGAAAUUCUUUAGAUUUCAAAGUGUUAUCCUUAGACGAAAUCAGGGCGAGGAAGAAAAUUUCCGAAGCUGUGAUACACACGACUCCUAUAACAUUAAACUUGAAUCGAAAAAGAAAGCUAUCGACGCACGAAUCGCUCACCACCUCGGGGAAUAAAAUCAUCAAAGUUGUUAGGAGCAACUCUAUCGUGUAUAAGAAGCUUGACCAAAAUGCGCCGGCGCAGCCUAGUCAAGCGAAAGUUGAAGCAAAGAGGCCUGAAGAUGCGAAUAGUAGAAAACGAACUCUGUCCGAACUGAGCGACAUUUACGACAUUCGAGAAGACGAGCUAGUAGACAAUUGCUAUGAAUUUAAAAGAAUUAAAAUUGUGGAACAAAUACCUAAACCUAGAUUGGUUAGGAAUAGGAGUGCGACUAAAUCUAUCAGUGAGAGUAAGGAUGAGGAUACAGAGUUUUGCAGUAAAAACGACGAUGACUCAGAUACAGAAGUUCAAUUUGUUGGUAUGGAAAUUCGUGAAGUGAGCACAGAUAUAUCUACUACAGAUAUAAUUAUAGAUGAUGAAGUAAUAGAUGUAGAUUCGGCUAAAAUGGGUGAUCCCGUUGACAUUGUUGAUCUUUGUGAGGAUAAGGACGAUAGUGUGAUCACAGCUUCGGAUCUCGAUUUGGAUUUAGCUAAGAACGUGCCAGAUGUAGUGGCAAGUUGUCAGAAGAAUUUGAACAGAAACGAAAGCGUAGGCACAAAUGUGCUGAACGAUAUCGACGCUUAUUUAGAUGAGGAGUUAUGAUCCAAAUUGUGUUUUAGUUUAAAAGUGGCUUCUUGUUCGUGAGUGUUCGAACACUCGUUAGUAUAACGGACUACGUAUUAAAUUUAAGCGCAGUGAAAGUACAAAUCUAAAAUAUUUCAUAGGAUAAUUUGUAGACCUUAUGUUUUGAAGAUACUGGAAAUUGGUUCAGGCCAGGGUGCCUAGUAGAUAACAUAAUGUGGUUAAUUCUGUACACAACUUUUGGACUGACUUGACUAGUCUAAGUCUAAUGCUAUCCUUUUCCAUAGGGAGCAUUACGAAGGCGAUAGCAAUAUAAUAUUUAAUCAUCGUGAUCAACCCAUUGGGUGGCUCACUACAGAGCACGGGUCUCCUCUCAGAGUGAGAAGGGGCGUGGCCGUAGUCUACCACACCGGCCAGGUGCGGAUUGGCAGACUUCACACACCUUUAGGAACAUUAUGGAGAACUCAGGUAUGCAGGUUCCCUCAUGAUGUUUUCCUUCACCGUUAAAACAAGUGAUAUUUAAUUAAAACCUGCCUAACUCUGAAAAGCUAGAGGUGCAUGCGUGACCGGGAUCGAACCCCCGACGUCCGAUUAGGAGGGAGGAGGACGUCCUAACCACUAGGCUAUCACAGCUUUGUAAUAUAAUAGUACAUAGUACUACUAGUAGGUACACCAGAACUAGCCUCAUUGUGCGUUAGCAUUGAAUUGGCAGAUAUAACUUUGUCAAGUUUUUUUUAUUAAACUUGAAAACUAUCGGGCCCUGUAUCUUUCUAUCUCGUUUUUUUAUGUCUGAGCUCAAAUACUUAUACGUAUCUAAUUUAAAGGCAUUUUCUUUAAUCAGAAGUAACUUAUCGCCUUUGUGUCUGUGUGUCAAUUUUUUAUCUUUAAACUUUCAUCACAAACGUGUCAUCUAUGUAUUUUAAAAUAGCUUUGUCACAGAUUUUUGUUUUGAUUUAUAGAGUAAAGCUUUGUUCUUUGUAAGCGAAAGACGUCAACCAAGUGGGUAUAAUACUCGACUGGUUGAGAUGGCAACCGGGGCGUCCCCCUGCCUCAUACCUCGAUUGCCAUCUCAAUCUGUCGCGCACUAAAGAUACCAAGUUAUGGAAAUUAAUUCACCUCCCUACUUAUAAUGUUUUGUUUUUUAUUGUUGACGACAUGAUUAUCGAAAAACUAUUAAGUUUUCAUUUAUUUUUGAUCUAAGACAAAUUUUCUGUUAAAUAAUCAAAGAGCUUUAAUUAUAUUAAUUUCGAUUUA
This is a messenger RNA of Maniola jurtina (meadow brown), 3083 nucleotides long. Its product is annotated as zinc finger CCCH domain-containing protein 11A-like. Lineage: Eukaryota; Metazoa; Arthropoda; Insecta; Lepidoptera; Nymphalidae. The record is from RefSeq and is a predicted model, not a curated record. The transcript has 7 exons. The coding region runs from base 213 to 1850 and encodes 545 amino acids. Gene Ontology annotation, molecular function: metal ion binding.